This is a messenger RNA of Drosophila guanche, 1762 nucleotides long. RefSeq lists its product as uncharacterized. Gene Ontology annotation, biological process: regulation of transcription by RNA polymerase II. Bases 128 to 1657 code for a protein of 509 amino acids. The transcript is spliced from 2 exons. Lineage: Eukaryota; Metazoa; Arthropoda; Insecta; Diptera; Drosophilidae. Gene Ontology annotation, molecular function: protein binding; DNA binding. Gene Ontology annotation, cellular component: nucleus. The record is from RefSeq and is a predicted model, not a curated record.
AUAUUACUGUAGGUCCGUUGGUAUAUUUUAUGGCGUUCUUUUCUCGUUCUGUUUUCUGGAAUUGCAAGAAUUGAAAUUAAAACAUUUUGAAACAUUAAGAAUACUUGGAAAUAGGAAACAAACAAUAAUGAAUCACCUGAAAUGGAUGGGACACUCGUCCACAAUAAUGGACCUACAACGUUCCCUGCGCAACGAUGUCCACACAUGCGAGGUUGUGCUGGCCGCCAAAGACGGCUUCAGUGUUCGUGCCCAUUCAUUCGUGCUCAGCACAUGCAGCGAUCUGAUGCGAAAUCUCCUGGUGGAUGUCCCACCGGGCCAUGAGGCCACCAUAGUGCUGCCCGAUAUCCGAGGGGAACUGCUGGAAAGCAUGUUGUCGUUCAUCUACAUGGGCGAAACGGGGCUGCCCUCGGUGCUGCUCAGCGAGUUUCUGGAGGCCAUCAACCUAUUGGGCAUCAAGUCCGCAAUUAGCUUCGAGUGCAAUCCCUCCUCCAACGUGGACGUAGGCGCUGGCGCUUUGGCCGUGGAGGCAGCAAAAUCAAUCAGCGGCCUGCAAAUCGCCCAGGCCGAGCUGAUUGACGAAGAGGAGGAGGGACAGGCACAGAUGGCUGUGGCAGCCGCAGUCAUGGCCGAGGAGCAGCCAGCAGCACACACCAGCCGUCCGCUGGACUUUCUCGAUGUGUACAACGAGACGCCAAAGAUCACGUACUCCAUCGAGCACAUGGGCGGCCACUCGAGCGGCAAUCAGUUUAUUCUAACCGAGAACACGGGAGCAUUUACAAUCACACAGUCGGCGACCAGCUUGUCCAAGCUGGAGACCUCCGAAACUGCGGCCAGUGUCGGCGAUGUGGACAUGAUGGAGGAUGACGCGGAAGCAGACACAACCGAAGAGGAGCCGGAAAACCAAAUACUCGAGGAGGAAUAUCCCUCAGAUCCCUUGAUCGAGAUGACAGGCGGCGGAGAUCUGGAAGACGAUGAUAUGCAUGAGGAUCUGGUGGAUGAGGACAUGCUGGAUAUAAAGCCGCGCAAGCUGGCGGUGGCCAAGCCAAGAGGCCGACGCCCCAAUCGAACAAAGAUCAUGAAGCGAGCUCCGCCCAGACAGCAGCCACAGUUUCUGACCCUCAAGCACGAGGGCAAGGAUGACAUUAACGAUGCCCUGGAUCUCGCGGCCGAUGCCGUCAUAAUCGAGGGUCUCAGCCUGCAGAAGGCUGCCGAUCGCUAUGAUAUCUCGAAGACUGUCUUGUGGCGUCGUGUGCGCACCAAUCCCGCGUACAUGCGAAGCACCCGCGAGAGGCCAUCGUUGUCGGAGGCGUACGAAAGACUCAAAACCGGUGACUCACUAAAGAACAUCAGUCAGGAUCUCGGCAUACCCAUGUCCACACUACAUAGACACAAAGUUCGACUGUCGGCGCAGGGACGCCUGCCAGACUUUGUCGCCUGCCGCCGCCGUGACACCACCCCCAAGGACGAGCUUCGCGAGAAACUGGCCAAGGCCGUCCAUGCCUGCCUCAACGAGGGUAUGUCGCAGAACCAUGCGGCGAAUCUCUUCGAAAUACCCAAGAGCACGCUCUGGCGUCACCUGCAGCGUAAGAUGUCCGGUGCGGACCGCAAAGUCAAGAAGGAGGAACAGGAUGACUAUGAAGAGGAGAUUCUGAACUAGAACUAAAGAUAUUAGAGUAUUUAGCUAUCGUUUAAGAGUGUACACCUAGGCUACUACCAGUUAAGUUAUUUCACAUAACAUUAAACAAAAGUUCAAACCACUCGA